Molecule: messenger RNA, 4834 nt
Organism: Microdochium trichocladiopsis
Lineage: Eukaryota; Fungi; Ascomycota; Sordariomycetes; Xylariales; Microdochiaceae
Product: trafficking protein particle complex subunit 10
Exons: 3
Coding region: 62-4732 (1556 amino acids)
Biological process (GO): early endosome to Golgi transport; intra-Golgi vesicle-mediated transport
Cellular component (GO): TRAPPII protein complex
Source: RefSeq, a predicted model, not a curated record
CCGACUGCUCUUGCAGACCCUACAAUGAAGCCAUGAUAUACUAGCGCGUUCGCUCUUCGCCAUGGAGCAGACUUUCUCGACCUCAAAGGUCAACGUCGAGUAUUUUGAUCCUCAUGAUGUGUACAAGCUUCUCGCACCCGGCCUGGUACCUCGGCUACCCCUUCGCAACCUACAUUGGCAGUCCCACGCCGGCCCCUUACGGUCCAUCGACACUCUCCAUAUAGAGCUCACCGCAAACAGCGAUUCUGCCGAAGCAUCAGUCACAUCGCCCGCGAAUCCCAAUCCACCACGACUCGAGCGAACCGACAGCUUCGGCCCGAGUGAUGAUGGCUUCCAGACCCAGAUUGGCACCAGCCCCUCAGCAGCCACAUCUGCCGAGACCAAGUCGGCGCCUAAACGCCUGAGUGUGCCGAUCCGCAGGCAUCAGAUCCCCGGUCUGAGGAGAACACCCUACUUAAAGGUUCUUCUCGUGCGAUGCGAUGACAACGACUCAUACAAGACGAAGGUACGAGCCGAGGUGCGGGAGUGGAUCAAGAACAACACACCUCCCACGUCGAGCUCCAAAAAAGCCAAUGCCGCCGAGAACCAUGACGCCUUCGAGUGGCUCAUCGUCCACGUGGUCAUUCCCAACACGGUCGCUGCAACUCAGCCCAGAAAAUCCAGCUCCGAGUCGGGCUCGGAGAAGAGCAGUACAUCCAGAUGGCGUCCGGGUUCGAGCACGCUUCUGGAAAAGUUUAGGUCAGACUUCAACAGCUCAAGCAAGAGCUCGGUUGACCGCAUUGCUCAGAUCCGCAUUGGUGUCAAUGAUGUGCCAUAUGACAGCCUACCACGCGUGGUGCCGGCACCACCAUCAGGCUACACCGAGUCCGAGCAGGAGAGCAGAGCUGCCUGGGAGGAUCUGUUGACCAAGUUCCGGAGCUUAAUUUUGUCUAGCUUCGACUCCCGCGUCAGCCAGUACGAGGAAGACAUCAAAGAACGCGAUGGCCAGAGGAGCCUGCCGGGCUGGAACUUUUGCACCUUCUUCAUCCUCAAGGAGGGCCUAGCCCGCGGAUUUGAAAGCGUUGGGCUGGUUGAAGAUGCCUUGGUCGGCUACGACGAGCUAAGUGUUGGACUCGAUGUGGUUGUGAAUGAGCUAGCACUUGGUGACUCUCGAUCAACCGCAAACGCACUGCCCACGUACACUGAAGAGCUAAAGAAGAUCGCUCAGAAGGCAAGGGCGGCCAUGGCAGGUUCUGACUUGCAGUUUGAGGAAGAGACCGUGGAUUUGCAAUCCGGCCAGAGUGCAUCCUCAGAGAUGAAAUCGGAACUUGACGAGAUCCCCGUGAGCUCAAGCAAGAAGCCUUACCGCGAGAUGAUCCUCGCGAACAAUGUUUCAAUCUUUGACUUUCGUUGCUACAUCUUCGCCAGGCAAGUAUCGCUCCUUUUGCGACUUGCUAACGCUUGGUCGACAAGGGAGGAACUGCUCGCGAAACUUAAAGAGCAACAAGAAUCAGUUCUCCUUGGCGUCGCCCCACGACUACCGCCCCCGAAGCAGAAGGAAAGCGAGCAUGAAGUACUUCUUAUGCUGGCCGAAAUCUGUAGACGGACUCUAGAGUUCAUCCCCGCAGUAUCGCAAGUUAUGAGGAGGGACAUACUGGCCGCUCUUGCGCAAAUCAGCAAGGAGGACGGUGCUGAGGCGGCAGUUUCAGACCCCGUGGUCAACGAGGUCAUCGACAACAUGGUGGCUUCUUUUGGGUUCAACGUUGCCCAGCAGAUUCUUGCUCAAUCUGCAACAAAGGCUUUGCCUAUACCGCCCUCUUCCUUGACACCCUCCAAUGCUCAAGAGCCAAAGUCAACAAUCCCUGAGCCCAAGACCAUGAUGCAUCCAGCUAGAGGCUCUUCAUUACGAGUUCGGACGGGUCCGACGUCUGUUCGGCCACCCUCAAGCCCUGAUGCGCUUCCGGGUCCUCACACAAGUGUUCCGGACGACGACCCAGCCACCAACAACUUCAUCAAGGCAGGCUUAGAAGAGCUUGCUGCUAGGAGAGCAGAGCUCUAUGCCCUCUCGCGAAACAUUUUGGAAGAGUCUGGCAAAAAGCGAGGCUGGGACAGCGGCUGGGCUACAGUCCCUGUAAUCGGCGAGUCUACCAUGGUCGACAUGGUUGAAAUCGACCUGGCAGACGACGACACAGUGGCUAGCCCAAAGUCCGGUGGAAGAUCAACACCGUACACCUCGAUUCACGGCGUUGACAGCAAGCUGCUCAGCACAGGUCUGGACAACAAAGACGACUUUUACCGCCUGUACGAAACGCUGACGGACAAGACCCUACGUCAUUAUACUGUCGCGAACCAUGAUCAUUCGGUGCAAGCAAACAUGGCAGACUUGGCUGUUCUGAAAUAUCACCUGCAAGAAUACAAUGUGGCAUCCGCCUACUUCUGGAGAGCAACACCUUUCUUUGGCGAAAGCGGCUGGACUCUGCUUGAGCUCUCAAUGCUCGUCAUGUACACGGACUGCCUGAAGAGGCUCGGCAGGAAGGACGAAUACGUCAAAGUCAUGCUCAAGCUGCUCUCCAAAGCUGCGAGUGCGGAGAGGGAGAGGCUGGAGAGUAAGGCCGUGCUGCACAUUGCCCCACGCAAAGUCGAAUAUCCCGAUACGGACGUAAUCAAAGGUUUCUUGCCUGACUUGCAGGCGGAAGUCAAAGAAUUAUCCAAAGACACAUUGAUGCCGCUUUCCAGCUUCUUUGCCAAGUUGGAGGUUGCCGGCAUUGACUAUCAUGACGGUCGCGAUGGUGUUACUCUAAAGCUGGACCUACAAAGUCUUCUGGCUGAUAGUCUCGAGCUGACGAAAGCUCGUGUCAGAGUCGCGAGCAAAUCAAGCGGUAUGCGCCAAGAGAUAUGGUUCGAAAGCUCAGGUAUGAACGUUAUAGAGCCCGGAAAGACCACACUACGUCUGGACAGCAAUGUCUGUAUCCCGGGCUCGUACGAGGUCGAUCGAGUUGAGCUCCUCGCAGACAAGCUUUGUCUCUUCCAUGACCGGUCACUCGGACAAUCACCAAAGGCGCCGGGAGAGUUGCUCACGUCGCCGCAAGUGGCACUGUACCAUCGCGCAGAGGCACUAGAUGUCAGGCUUUCUGCAUCGCAGCAUAUUCAACUUGACCGCAAUAACACGGUUGAUAUUGAUCUCGAGUCCGGAUGGAACGAGAUCGUCAGCGCCGAGAUCCGGGUCAAGGCUGCGACUGGGGGACUGCGUAUACUAACCAGCGAGGCAAAAUGCAUGGAUGACAGCAUCGAAUUCUCGAGGUCGUCGGAAAGUGGUUGCUUCCAGUACGGGGCCGUGCCGGCCGGGACAACAGUCAAAGUGCGGUUUCCGUAUACGGUGGAGCACGAGGUCCUGCAUGUUGCAGUACGAAUCGAGGUGUCCUACAAGACUGCGCACGGCGAAUACAGCUUCUCAAAGUCGCCAAGUGUGCCCGUCUCUUUGGCUCUGGGCGUCAAUGUGCAGGACAUUUUUAAGCACAACGCCCUCUUUUCGCGAUUUACAGUCUCCACUGCCAGCCAGAGCCCCAUUCGUGUGUACGAAGCCGACUUGCAGAAGUGCGAGCUGUUCGACUCGGAUUUCGGCCUACCACCACAAGAUCCCAUCGUCAUCUUCCCCAAGCAGCCAGCAAGCCUACUUUACAAGAUCAAGCGACGGGCGGGCGUCAAGAUUGACGCCAAGGUCACAAAGACCAUGUAUCUAAAGCUGGCAUACAGUGUACUUCAGGACGACGUCGAGCAGGUUCUUGCCGAGAGCAUCCAAGCGGAACUGAAAGGCACGCCACUGUCCACUUACUCGAGAUUACUCACCACGACAGUAAUCCCUCACAUGCAUCAAGGCAUGUCGAGUCACGACCUCGAGCGUGCCAGCCUCCUCGGACGUGUCAGCACAACGCCAUUGGCCUCUGUGAACUGGGCGCAACUCUUUACAGGGCUAGGCAAGGACAGCAACGGUGACAGCAUAGCAGCACUCCUUGCUACGUUCCUUGCGAAAUGGCAAAAGUCACACCCGAGCUUGGCCCUCCCUGGGGGAAAGCUGGACGAUCCCCGGACUAUCCUCAUCCCGGUGGAUAUCCCACCUGUAACCAUUGUGCACACUACAGACAUCCAGCUCCUCCCUGCUACUGUGGACCCAGACGCGCCGAUCUGCACAAACCAGCUUGUGCCUGCCAACCUUCACCUCAAGUGGACACGGGCGUGGGACACGGCUACGCCGCCGCAAAACCAGUCCGAUCUGGAGUUCAGCUAUGAGGUCAUGGCCCCUGGGGACUCGUGGCUCCUGGGCGGGAGGAAAAAGGGGCACUUUGUUAUCCCUGCGCCUGUGCCCCGCUCCUCUGGUGGUGGUGCUGAUGGAGGAAACGUGGAUGAGUACGACGGCCUCACUAGCACUCUGGAGACAGAGGCAGACAUACCGCUUCUGCUGAUCCCGUUGCGGGAGGGCUGGCUGCCAUACCCCAACGUUGAGAUACGUGAGAUUCGUGGUGGAAGUUCUGCUGCUGGCGGCGGCAGCGGGAGUACCGACAGCGACGGCGGUGCUGGGGGUGCGGGUGACUUUGUCGCGAUAGAGACCGACUACCGGAACCUUGGCGAGACGGUGCGCGUUGUGGCUGAUCGCACCCAGGUCACGCUCAGCCUGGAUGCUGGCGGUCCCGGGGGCGGGCCGCUCGUGCUGGAUGUUGAGAGACGCGAGGUUGAGGGGCGGCAGAUCGUCGGUUGAUUUCCAAAUUAGAGUAGACAUGUAUCCCGAGGAAUCGAGAUCUAGUCGUGAUACAUAGCGCGGCAUGGCCCAAGUCACGAUCACCUGUGCACAAGCUCCAAA